Molecule: messenger RNA, 2748 nt
Organism: Thamnophis sirtalis
Lineage: Eukaryota; Metazoa; Chordata; Lepidosauria; Squamata; Natricidae
Source: RefSeq, a predicted model, not a curated record
GUUUCUCGGCUGGUCCAAGCCGGUUUAUUUAAGCUUCUGUGUGGCACGGAGUGGCACAGGGGUGAUUUUUAAUCCGGAGCAAAAGGGAAGCCUGGUGCUUUGCUUUUUCCUUUUUUUUUUCUCCUUUGGGGAAGGGGUUGAUUCUCGAAUCCCAAAGCUGUUUUGUUUUCCUCCCAAAAAAAGACAAUUGGAUUUUUUAUUUUCCUUGAAGACGGUUCCUUUCUCACCCAAGUGGCAUUUUUUUUUUAACCGCCACCAAAACUGAACUUCAGUUUUGUCUCAUUCUGAGUUUGGACUUAUCCAAAAGCUUCUGAAAGAAAUUCAAGGCGGCUGUUGUUUGUUUAGUUCAUUUUUUAAUUUUUAUUGGGAAAGAAGAAGGCCAACAGAUUUAUUUCCGUGAGACAAGUCGGCCUCAGGACAAGACUGCGGAAUUCAGGUUUUUUUUUCUUCCCCUUUUUGCACCUGUUGGAAAACUUUCUCUCUCUUUCUUUUUUUCUUUUUGACUCUGUUUUCAGUUUCCUCCUGCUGAAUCUCUCUACCCAGGAUGGCUGACAACCAGAUUCCUUUCUCGUGUUACCCUGGCCGGCAUCGGAAUAUCAGAGAUCCCUUCAGGGAACCAAGCCUGUCCUCUCGUCUCCUGGAUGAUGACUUUAACAUGUCACCUUUCCCCGGGGAUCUGACUGCCAACUGGCCAGAUUGGGCCCGCUCGCCCCUCACCGCAGGCUGGUCAAACCCUUUGAGAUCAGGGGUGGUCCGGAGCAGUGGAUUCUCCCCUCCGGGGUACGGCUCACGUUUUGGGGCUCACCCAGAAGGGAGUCCCUUUGGAUCAUCCAGCCCGCCGACCUUCACGGGCGAACCCUGGAAAGUCUGCGUCAACGUGCAGAGUUUUAAACCCGAAGAGCUCUCAGUCAAGACCAAGGAAGGUUAUGUGGAAGUGUCAGGUGAGAAACGAGAGGAGGAGGAGGAGGAGGAGGUGGUACAGAAGAACUUCUUUGUGCUCCUCAGGCUUCCCGUGGAAGUGGACCCUACCACAGUCUUCGCCUCCUUGUCCCCCGAAGGUCUCCUGAUCAUUGAAGCUCCACAGAUACCUCCAUACUGUCAGUACGGGGAGGGCAGCUAUGGCAACGAGAUUCCUUUGGAUACCCAAGAAGCAACUUGUGCUUGAAGAAAUCCCAGCCCAAGAUUGCCUCCCCCACCCCCAACAAAACCCCUUCCGUCGUUCGACCACCCCUGCAGUUGCCUUCACUCAAAGCCUUCUUCCUUGCAGAUGUCCUGCUCAACCCUACUCUUGAAUGGACUUGUUGAGUUCCCACGUUGGGCUUGGGCGGGGGGGGGAGGUGUCAAAGGGAGAAGAAGAGUAGUGUUGACCUGUCUUUGAGGCUUUCCAAAUCGGUGGUGUAAAAUUAUACUUGAUGCCCUCUUUCAAACAGAGGUGAUGUUGUGUCAGAAGGAUUCAGUUCCAGAAAGCUUCUUUGAUCCACCACGCGUAGUAGGCUAUUUUUGGAAGGUUUUGAGGAAGUGUUGACGUCAAGGUUGGUUCUUUAGGUCUUUCAGGAUGGAGAUUUAGAGCUGGGGCAAAUCCAGAAGAGAGGCAAACCCUUGGCAAGGUGACAUCAAGGGGAAGUAAAUGUAGUGGCACUGUUGUGUACAUUUCCCACAAUGCCUGGUGUCGGGGCAUUGUGAGAAAUGGCUAGCCACCACAACUUCCCAAGCUCGGAUGUCUUCAUUGCAUGAAGGAUCUACAACAAUCUUUGGUCCUGCUGAGAAGUAUUUAAGGACUCAUUCACCAUCUAACCUUUCACUGAUUCCAUGUUGAGAAAUGGUCAAAGAUCCCAGACCCAUCAUUCUGAUCUAAGCCCCUUUAUGGCUGGCUUCAUCGUCCCACCAACAGAGAUCCCAGCCUUCAAGCAAGGAAGUCAUUUUGCCCAAACACGGCUAAGAGAUCAUCUCAAGAUAUCUGGAGAUCUAGGGAAGGUCUCAUCAAGUGUUUGGCCAUCUCAUAUGGAGAGAUGGAGAGGUUAAGGCCAAGAUAAGUCAUCAUCCUCUGGUUGAGGUCUCACCUCCUAGGUGAAGCUGGAUUCAUAACACAAUUUUCCUCCCCAAUAACACUUUUGUGGUGAUACCUCUCCAACCUCUACACCCACUAUGGCCAUUUUAAGACUGGUGGACUUGAAGGCCACAAGUCUUAAAGUGCCCAAGGUUGGACAGGAUGGGACAAUUCUAUACGGCCACAUCAAUCACCUUGCCCAGGUUGAAUGUCCCUCUUCUACACCAUGGGCUGCUGAAGUCUCACCUAAGUGCUUAAAAGCCCUACAACUGAGAUUGCACUAAAAUGUAAUUUGUCCGAGUUGCUAUCCUCCAUCCAGGUUUACAGAUGUCCAGAGCACUGAUUUAUGAUGCGCUGAAGAUUUCUUUUUUUUUUUUUAAUGAUGUUCUCAGCACACUUUGGUUCCUUUUUUUAGCUGACUUGUCUUCAUCGUAAAAUAGUCUCUUUUAACCUCAAGAGCUGAGUUGGCAUUGGGGCAAGCCAGGCUAAAAUUCCCUCUGACCCCCAAAUUGCAAUUGUAACAGUGCUGCCACCGCCUUAUCCUUCUUCCAUUAAUGCUGCUUGCGACGUGAUACGCAUUUCUGCUCCCCGGUUUCAUGGAGGACUUAACUGAUUAUAUUUUCAUUCCCCCCACCCCCUGUAUUCUGUAUCCGAUGUAGCAACCAAUUGUCCUUAAUAAACUUUUGGGUAUAUGUGAGGUA